UCAGCUAUAUAUUCCACCAGUCAUUUCUCAGAAAGGAACCGGGCAACGCAAUGCACUUGUGUCAACCUUUCGUGCGUUUCAAUCAACAACAACAACUACCGACACUGAGGAGAACAGCAGGGUGUUCAGAAAGGUGUACUCCCCCAGCAAGGCAAACUCGUCUCUAAUUGAAAGCAAAGAGGUGCUGCACGGCACUAGAAAGAUGGCGAUGGCCAACAUUGUACAAGCGGUGGUGGACGUACGUGAUCGUGUCACGAACUAUAUUAAUCAGUCUGCUCAGGAACGAGUUAAAGCGACUGCAGAGGGCACUCUGUACGGUUUCUUGAUCAAGCACUCGCUUGUCAUGAAAAUCACUGGCUUUUGUCUUUUGCUCGUGGGCUUUUGGAAUCCUUUCUGGUAUGACACCGGCUAUAAUGGCUUCUCGACCUCAUGUAAGAAGCACGCGUCGGGAAAUGAUUUAAACAGAUUAUACAAUACAGGCUUGAUAUGGUGGGUGCAACUAUAUGAGAUCAUUGGUCUCCUGCUCUCAGCUGGCUUUGUAUUAUCGCUCCUGGAAAAGUAUUUCCCUGACCAGCUCAUCACUGGAAAGCUUUCCCGCGUCUGCUCCAUAUUGGAUGGUCCCUUCGUACUCGCUGGGUGCAUCAUUUACUUCGUGCAAACGAUGAAUGUGCGUGUAUACCUUGGGGCCACCUUCAUAGCCGGCCUUUUGCUUUUUCCGAGUGGAAUGUUGGAAAUACGAGAACUGCUGAAGAAGAAGGAGUGAUUAAAAGGGUGAACAAAAAAAUAAAUAAAUAAAUAAAUAAAUAAAUAAAGAUUUCAAAGAACGGAAUCAUGGAACUAAUUAUUUUUCUGUUCAUCUUAUGUUUUUUCGUGGUGUUGUUAGUUUAGGUGUCGGUAAGAUUAGAUACUGUUGUCAAGCUCUUUCUUAUUGAACUACAAAUGGUGAAACUACUGUAUCGCUACAGAGGAACUCCCUGUAGCAGACAGAUAAUACUGACAUGAAAACAAGAACAGCAGGAUAUAUUUAUCAGGUGUGAUAAUAACUGCAAGUUUUGCUCAGCUGCAGGUUCAAAUGCAGAAAUCAAUAUAUUAGUAAAUAUCACUUUAUGUACAAACAAAAGCUGAAGACAAAAAAAUUGUGUGAAUGAAGCAAGUUAUUUAUAGCUCUGUUUAUAUGUCAUUAGUGCUGUGAUCAGUAGAUUUUUCGAAGAAGUCGGUCACAUAUUGGAUUAAAACGAAAGUACAGUCCGCUGAAGGAAAAUCCAGGCUUUGGGUUGAAAGACUAUUCUUAAUCAUUUUAGGGAAAAGGGAGAGAAACUCAACCAUCGAACUACUGCGACAGCCAGAGCUUACAACAUCAACAUUAACUACGUUGCUUAAUCCGAUCCUUCUCAGUUUUCCUUUUUAUUUAUUUUUAUUUUUGUUUUAUUUCCUUGCUUGCUCUCGUCUUUAUUAAUGAAAUAUGACCGUAUUAAGAAAUCUUAAGGAUAUCACAUAUUUUAUAGAUUACUCGUAUGUGGGAAUCUUUUUAUAAUGUUGUUUGUUUUUAAAUUUCUGUGCAUCUCACAUGUACAUGUUACAAGGUUGUUUACAUGUCCCGAGGGAACGUUUUGUCAGAUGAAUAAGAAUUGCAAAUGAUAGUGAAAAAUAUGCUGUGGUUUACCGAUUAGCAAAUAAAAUGUUCUCCGGGGGGAAUAUUCCCCAGCAUUGCUCCCGAGAGAUGAGGGUUUAGAUGGCAAGUCUAUUUGUAUAGGUAAGUUCAUUUUUCUGUUUAAUGGAAUGAUGCACUGUGGUAACAUAAAGCUUGAGUUUUCGUGUUUUAUCGUCUAUAACAUGGAAAUUCAUGGUUUUUCUAUCCACAAAAAUGUUUUAGACUGCUUGUAAGCGCUGGACGAUAUACACAGCACAUCAUUAAUAACAAAGGUUGAAGAUGCAAUAUAGGAAGUUUGUCUUGUGAUGAUUACGGAGUAAAACUUCUGUUCAGCGUGGGUCAACAGCAAGGGAAUCAAAGAGUGGUUCGCCUCCAUAUGCGGAGGUUCGCAUCCAUGUUAUGUAGUUCACUUUACUUGCGACAAUCCUUACUGUGCUUAUACCUGGAAUGGUAUAUUCAGGGUAUAUCUCUUUAUGCAACAGAGGAGGUAUGUAUCGAUGUAUGUGUGUUUGUAUGCAAGUAAUACUGUGGUCGACAAGUAAGUAAAAACUUACAGAGAUGUCGCAGGAAGAAAUAUUCUCAUUGUUUCGGGUAACUUGUUAGGAAUAAAUUACUCCACGCUGAAGAAACAGAAAAAUACUACUGUAGCCUUUAUUAGCAAUAUUCCUUUUACAUACCUUCACAGGUAGAUGGUAAACGAUUUUAUAGGUUGUCGUCCCUCCAAGCGAUUGCGAAAGAUAACAGUCACUGUGCGGUCCAGUAGCUGUAGGAUUAAGUCCCUCACAUGAGACAGCUGACGUGGAAUCAGAUGCACAAUUAAAAGAGAAAUUUAAUCUUAUUAGUUUUAAUUUGAAUGUGUGAAUACCAUGUAUUCAUACGCAAAUGAUUUUUCCCUUCUUACAGAUUCAUUCAAUCAGUCCUUGUGGUCCUGAACAGAAAUUUGUUUUCGGUUAACACAAACAGCACUUAAAGCACAUCACGAGCAACAAAAGCAAACAAAA
Molecule: messenger RNA, 2652 nt
Organism: Pomacea canaliculata
Lineage: Eukaryota; Metazoa; Mollusca; Gastropoda; Architaenioglossa; Ampullariidae
Exons: 3
Coding region: 203-763 (186 amino acids)
Source: RefSeq, a predicted model, not a curated record